This is a messenger RNA of Symbiodinium necroappetens, 3285 nucleotides long. NCBI's taxonomy places the organism in Eukaryota, Dinophyceae, Suessiales, Symbiodiniaceae. The record is from the annotation of a GenBank genome assembly.
AUGGCCAAGCCACCUGCGCCUGAGAAGCCGAGUGUAUCUGGUGCGAGUUCGUCUUUGAGGAUUUCCUGGGUCAUCCCAGACAUCGAGCCAGAAGUCACCGCAUCUUCACUGAAGCUUCGAAUACGGGGCGGUCACAGGCUUCAUGUUUAUGACCAUGGUACGUCCAAACUUGUUCCGAAGGGUGGAACCGCUAUUCCGGCGCCGAUCUGCGAAAUAACCGUAGAUGGAUGCGAGGAAGGCCUCGAGUAUGAGGCUGUUCUCGCUGUGAUGAACAGCGAGGGCUGGAGUGAGCCAUCGCGGUUCAGCGAUCCUGGCUUCUUCGGCAGUUUGAAGCCGCGGGAGAAGCCGCCCAGACCGACGUCACCAACCCUCACGGCGCUGGGAAAAGGGAAGCUGCGAGUUUCUUGGGCGAUCCCGAGUGCAUGCCCACCCGUGGAAGCCACCCAGGUGCAGCUCACAGAUGUCGGAACAGGAAACAAAUGGCUUGUCGAUGCAACUGGAGCUUUGGUGGCCUCUGGCCGGACGACCUUCGCGGCCAGCCGAACAGAGGUUCACAUCAAAGAUGUUCAGGACUGCGUGGAGUAUGCAGCAGAAAUUUGCUGUCGCAACGCAGAGGGCUUUGGAGACUAUUCUAUGGCAAGUGAUAGCGUCGCCAACAUUGAUGCCAAGGGGCAGAUUGGCGGUAUGCAGCUUGUGAUCCAUGAGGGGGCCAGCACCGAGGUUCCAGUGAUGGUGCCUCAGGGUGAUGGCAAGAUGAAGGUGAAGUGGAAGCUGCCCGACGAGGCUAAACAGACCAUUGUCAAGCUUCGGCGUGUUGGCAACCAGAACUGGUAUCUCUGCACCGGCGGUGCCAUCGCCGCCCCAGCGGCUGAGACGAUAGCGACCGGCUUGGAGGAAGGCAUCGAGUACGAGGCCAUGGUGUCUUUUCUCAUCAACAACCGGUGGUGCUGCGAAUCCGCUAUCAGCAAGCCCGCCUGCAUAGGUGAACUAAAACUGCCUGCUCCUCCGACUCAGCCCAAGGAGCCGCGUCUUUAUGUCAUGGAUGUGGGUCAAGGUGUGAUGCGAGUCAAGUGGCAGUACAUGAGCUGCGUACCCCCGAUUACGGGAGCACUGGUACGUUUUCGGGCAGUCGGAGCGAGAAAGUGGCUGUUCGCACACCCCAGCAGUGGGGCCUUGAUAGAUGUGUCACCGGAGCAGGAACCGGAGUUGAUACCCUUUCCACAAUCAGAUGUGGAUUUGCGGAACCUUCCGCUUGGCAUUCGCUUCGAAGCUUGCGUCGCUUUCAGGAACAAGCUCGGCACCGGGCCGUUCUCCAAGGAGAGCGAUAUAGGGCACAUUGGCAUGCUGGCGGCCCGAGUGCUCAAGUGUACGUACUGCUUCACAGACUUUGACUUGCAAACCGCCGAGUACACCAGGGCGCUUGAGAACUUCUGGUGCCCACUCUGCCGCUUCAGGCACAUGGACCCUUUCAAUGCGAUUAUCGAGCCAUCUGGCAUUUUGCGACAGCACAUGUUCAUGCGACCGACCGUGACCUUCAAUCUGGACUUGCCUGAUUUGAAGGCUUGGAGAAAAGAGGAUCAAAGCAUCUUCUGCAGGUGCGUGAAGGUUAACAGCGACAUCACCUCUCAGGUCUGGCCGACCAAGCUGAUCAUGUCGGCGAACGGCGCUGAGGUCUUUAGAAUAGAUCCUCCCGAAGAAGGGCACGUUCGAAGAGAUGUCCCGAAAGACAUCUCUGCCGCCUUGAGACCAGGCAUGAACAAUGUUACGAUCACCAUCGAAGAUGAGCAUCCCUCGAGUUUCGCUGUGGCGCUGGUGCACACCCAGCCUAAAACUGCUGCACUGAUUGCGGAUGAGACGCCGGCAUGCGAGGAGGAGGAUGCUCUCCGAAGGGUUCGAAUGCUGUUGAAAGACACUUGGGGCAUCUCGAUGGAGGAGUUCGAUCUUGGGCCGAAGCCCGAACCUCCUCCGGAGGAAGACCCAGAAACACCUCCGAUGCCUGAUGCUCCAAAGCUGGACGAGGAGGAUGAGGAGGUCACCUGCGUGCUCUCCAACAAGCUGAGGCUUCGAUGCCCUCUUUCCUUCGAGCGAGUGGACAUCCCUGUGAGGGGUGAGACCUGCAUGAGGCUGCCUGUCCCUGUGAUACGGCUCAAGCUCUACACAUUACCGAACCGGAACGAGUUGUGCCAAACGAGAGUGGAAGAGGAGUGCUUCUCCAGCGAGUGCUCCAAUGGCCAAGCCCAUGAUUCCAACUUUCUCCAAAUGCAGCUGUCACUGGACUCCCCGUUGGAAAACGAAGAGACUGGCAUUAUCGAUAUCAUCAAGUCCAAGCUACAUCCACUUGCAAACAUCAUCGAGAAAAUCAAGGCAAAAGCAUCCGAGAAGGCCAGCACCAACAACGCCCAGACUAGCGACAGCGGGAAGUCCACCUCGGAAGAGCCCCUUGUGGUGGACAGACGUAACUUCUCGCAGCUUCGCCAUGACCUGAACCAAAGCCAGCAAGAACUAGCCGAUGCGCAGGUGCUUGCAACGGAUUUCGAGAAAGCUUUAUUCAGGGUGGAAGCUGCCAAGCACGAGGUGUUGUCGGCCAAGGACAGCAAAGAAGCUGAUUUGGAAUGGAUCCAUAAGCUACUGGGAGUAACGAUCAAGUCUGAGAUGCUCCUUGAUAAGAACCUUCCCCUUGAAGAGGCCAUGCGCUUGAGCGAUCCUUUAGCAGAACAUGCGAAAGUCGGCGCAAAGACAGCUUUGGAGGUUGAGAAGCUCACAGAGGCUGUCCGCAAGUUGGAUCAGGAGAUUACCCAAUCCAAGGCAAAGUACGAGAAGGCUUUGAAGGAUCAAACCGGGAAUGUUACCAAGAUCCAAGAGUUGCUUCGGACUUCAAUCUUGAGAGAAAUGGCUGAUGCGCGGCUGGUUCAGGUCCUGGAUGCAUCUGAUCGCAUCAGCGGAACGGUGACUUUCACAACUACCACGGUCACAACUACUGUUGCGACUGAGGGGCCAAGCAGAGUCAUCGUUGUCGUUCCUGCAGGCAACAUAACUCGGUCCGAGAACGUGACGUCAAAAACAUCUAUGACUACGACAUCAACAACAUCCAUGCAGGCCUCCUCGACGAAAGUGUCUGUGUCAACGACUGAGAUGCAUCCCGCCGUGAAUGUGUCUUCAAACAGCAGCGCCACUGGAGACAAAGUUGGACUUUACCCAAGCGAUUGGGCAGUGAUUGGAUCCCUGAUCCUGUUGGGUGUGCUAGUUGCCCUCAUCACCAUCUACAGUCGCACCGUGGGAGCUUGA